This is a messenger RNA of Camellia sinensis, 1350 nucleotides long. Its product is annotated as ethylene-responsive transcription factor TINY. Lineage: Eukaryota; Viridiplantae; Streptophyta; Magnoliopsida; Ericales; Theaceae. Gene Ontology annotation, molecular function: DNA binding; DNA-binding transcription factor activity. The record is from RefSeq and is a predicted model, not a curated record. Gene Ontology annotation, biological process: regulation of DNA-templated transcription.
UCUCUCUCUCUGCACAAAGCCUUGCUACCUUUCUCUCUGUCUCGCCAACGGGUACUUAUUUGUCUCUUUCUUCGGCCUUCUUGACCCUUUUAUACUUCAAAACCCGCAUACCUCUCUCUCUCUCUCUCUCAUACCCACUCUAAUCGUACAAUCGAUUAGUUAAGAUCUCUGCACUUUUGCUCAAAUAUUCUAUGCAAAAUCAUUCUUGGGUAUCAAUUACCCAAACCCAAAUCCUUUUUCAGUCAUCACAUCACUAACAAUGGCCGAACAACAAAGUUCAGAAGCUCAAACCCACAUCCCCACCCCAAAUUCAACAUUUUCUUCUUCAUCAUCUUCAUCUGAAUCGACUCGGUCUCUGUGGAACCAACCCACAACAACAACAACUCAGAACCCAGAACUGAAUCGAGAUAGUAAUAAUAAUACUAAUAGCAACAAACACCCAGUUUACAGAGGAGUUCGUAAGAGAAGUUGGGGCAAAUGGGUCUCCGAAAUUCGCGAGCCUCGAAAGAAAUCUCGCAUAUGGCUCGGCACUUACUCUACCCCUGAAAUGGCCGCUCGAGCCCACGACGUGGCUGCGUUGAGUAUCAAAGGCAACUCAGCGAUUCUCAACUUCCCUCAACUCGCUGACGCGCUACCUCGUCCCGUCUCUCUCUCUCCCCGCGACGUCCAAACUGCAGCCGCUAACGCAGCUGCAAUGGUUCAUUUGGGUUCCUCGCCAACGACGACGACAAUGCCCGAUGAACUGGGUCAGAUAAUUGAGUUACCGAGUUUGGAAGGGAGUUUUGAGUCAGGGACCGAGUUCAUGGUGGUUGACUCCGCUGAUGGGUGGCUGAAUCCGCUGGCGAGGAUGGAUGAGAGUGACUUUGACUUUUGUAGGUAUGAUUUCGAUCAGACGGCGGAGGAGGAUGAUAUGAUCUCUAGCAGCUUUGAAACUUUGGCAUGGGACUCUUAAGAAUGCAUGUUUGCCACAAGACACAAUCUCAUACUUCUUUUACUAAUCUAUAUCUAUAUCUAUAUUUAUAUCUAUAUAUAAAGAAAAUAUUUGAAAUCUUCAAAAAAAAAUAUUAAUUAUUUUAUCUAAAAUAAUGUGACAGGAUAGGAUAAUGUUAAGAAUAUCAAAUUUUUUAUUAAAUAAAUAAUAAAAUUUCUUACAUGGGUGUCGGGUCUACAAUACCAUGUAAGAUAUUUGAUUAUUUAUUUAGUAAAAAAUUUAAGACUUAUAGCAUUUUCCGACAAGAUAUGUAAUAAUUUUUAAUUUAUUACGCAUUUAAUAGUGGGUCUAACUCUCAUAUCAUAUCAUUGUAAAUGAAUUUAUAAGUAUAAAUAUAUAAAUCUCUAAUAUUACUCAUA